This is a messenger RNA of Betta splendens (Siamese fighting fish), 4701 nucleotides long. RefSeq names its product IgGFc-binding protein-like. The record is from RefSeq and is a predicted model, not a curated record. Bases 100 to 4194 code for a protein of 1364 amino acids. The transcript is spliced from 13 exons. NCBI's taxonomy places the organism in Eukaryota, Metazoa, Chordata, Actinopteri, Anabantiformes, Osphronemidae.
CUGAUUGGUCCAGCAACGGAGAUCGUGCAGUAUUUAGGCAUGCUCGGAUGUGGUGCCUGAAUCCCUGCUCACCUGUCCAGGUCCUGUUAGCUGUCAAACAUGGGGUUGUUGCUUGUCAUAUUCCCGGCCCUUCUGCUGACUGGAUUUUGCAGCGGUGGACCAGCCACACUAACACCAGGCACCUGCUGGUCGAUGGGAAGUCUGCACAGCACCUUUGACAACCAGUACUACACCUUCAUGGGCAACUGCACCUACACAAUGGCCAAGAGCUGCAACAGUGCAACCGUCCCGGCCUUCGAAGUGGACGCCGACUACAUGAACUCUGGAAAGGGGGGCGUUCCGUCAGUGGGAGCAGUUGCUGUCAACGUCCACGGAUUCCAUAUUGAAAUAGUUCGCAGUAUGUUUGGAAUUGUUCGGGUGAACUACCAAGACUGGGCCCUUCCGAUCAACUUGAACAACGGGCUGGUGACGCUCUACCAGAGAGGCCUGUUCGUCGUCGUGGAGACAGACUUUGGCCUGACCGUGAAGUACGACUGGAACCAGUUCCUUGCCAUCAUGGUGCCGGGCAGUUUUUCGGGGAGCGUGUGCGGCCUGUGUGGCAACUUCAACAACAAAGCUGCAGACGAUCUCACCGGCAGCGUGGAGGCACUGGGAGCGAGCUGGAGGGUCCCCAGCGCCGCGGACGACGCGUUCUGCCGAGACGGGUGCGGAGGCCAAUGCGCAGACUGUCCUCUCAGUGAAGUCCAGCAGUUAGAAUAUCUGAUCCUGUGUAAAACAAUUCCACAAGACAUCCCACAAUACGCAGGCUGUCAACCUGGCGGCAUCAACGCCACCCUCAUCCAAAACAACUGCAUGCUGGACCUCUGCAGCGGUGAAAACGAGAACACAUAUCUCUGUAACACUCUUCAAGGCUAUGCUGAAUUGUGCCAGAUGUCUGGGUCCAAAGGUUCCAACUGGAGGACUGCGACUCAAUGCUCCGUACCCGUGUGCCCAACAAACAGCCACUACGAGUUCUGCGGCACCAGCUGCCCCGCUACGUGUUCGAACCCGAGUCCUCCCGCAGAAUGCAGCAGCCCCUGUGUGGAGGCGUGCGUCUGCAACGACGGCUUCGUGCUCAGCGGCACCGAGUGCGUGCCCCAAGCGCAGUGUGGCUGCACGUACGAAGGCCACUACGUGAAAGUGGGAGCGUCUUUCUGGGGCGACGACGCCUGCACCACGCGCUACACGUGCUCCGCUGGCGGGCUUCUGUCCCUGAGCCGGACGUCCUGUCCUGCUGGGCAGGAGUGCCAGGUGGCGGGCGGGCUCAGGGGCUGCUAUCCCGUCGACCACGCCACGUGCAUGGUGUCGGGGGACCCGCACGUCGUGACCUUUGACGGGGAGCGCUACGACUUCCAGGGCACCUGCUCGUACGAGCUAGCUGGCGUCGCCGCUAAUGCUAAAGGCCUGGAAACCUUCAGCGUCGUGCUGCAAAACAGUGGCCGAGAUAAGAAGAUCGGUUCGUCCCUCAGUCUGGUGGAGGUCCAAGUCAACGGGUACACCGUCGUCAUCAGCAGAGUCUACCCUGGCACCGCUGUGGUCAAUGGUGAGCUCUCCAACCUCCCCUUGACUCUCGACAGUAGCCUCCAUCUUUACACCAGCGGCUGGUUUGCCGUCCUGGAGACGGCCUCUGGUGUGCAGGUGUACUACGACUGGGGCAGCGUCGCUUUCGUGACUGUUCCCAGCGCUUACAUGGGCACUAUGCAAGGUCUCUGCGGCAACUACAACCUCAACCCCAAAGACGACAUGCAGAUGAGGAACGGGACGCAAGCCGCCACCCCUAAGGCCCUGGGCCAAAGCUGGACGGUGGGCACGGUCCCAGGCUGCGUGGACGGCUGCAGCGGCCCCUGUCCCGGCUGCAACUCCACCCAGAAAGCUCAGUACAGCACCAACAGCGCCUGCGGCCUCAUCGCGGACCCCGCAGGCCCGUUUCGCGACUGCCACGCCAAGCUGGACCCCACGGGUUUCCUGGAGGACUGCCUGUAUGACGUCUGUCUGUACGAGGGCAAAGGGAACAUGCAGUGCAAGACUCUGACUGCUUACACUGCAGCCUGUCAGCUGAAGGGCAUCAGCGUGUACCCCUGGAGGUCGGCCCAGUUCUGUGAUGCUGCUUGCCCUUCAAACAGCCACUACGAGCUUUGCACCAGCAGCUGCGUUGGAUCAUGUGCGACAGACUGUGGAGCUCAGUGCAUGGAAGGCUGCGCCUGCAACGAGGGCUACCUCAUGAGUGGGGACGAAUGCGUGCCUGCAAACCAAUGCGGCUGCAUGUACGAAGGCAGAUACUACCAGCAGGGUGAGGUCUUUUAUCCCGAUGCCCUGUGUCAGAAGGAAUGCACCUGCAACAGCACGCAAGUACAGUGUGUCCAGUCCUCUUGUGGUCCAAACGAGAAGUGUGACACCAAAGACUACGUGCGCUCGUGCCAGCCCUCGGGUAUCGGAGUCUGCUUCAUCUCUGGAGAUCCGCACUACCACACAUUUGACAACAGCACCUACGACUUCCAAGGCACCUGCACCUACACGGCAGCCGAGAGCUGCCACCUGACCGACGCAAGGCUCCCGGGUUUCUCUGUGGCGGUGGAGAACGAGAAGUGGUACCGCAUGUCCGACAAUCCCCAGGUCUCAGUGGCCAAACUUGUGGCAGUAGAGGUUUAUGGAAACAUACUGAUCCUACGCAGGAAUGAAGUUAACCUGGUUUGGGUGAAUGGAAUCCUGCAGCAUCUUCCACUCACCCUCUUGAACGGGGCAGUGAAGGUUUAUCAGGAAGGGACAAACGAUGUCAUCAUGACCGACUUCGGCUUGAGGGUCACCUACGACCUGGUCUACCACGUCACCGUCACGGUGCCCGGCAGCUACAGGGGCCGAACCUGCGGCCUGUGCGGCAACUUCAACGGCGACGCUGCGGACGAGUUCCAGCUGCCGGACGGAAGCGUGACCAAGGAGCUCCAAGCCUUCGGGGCCGCGUGGAAGGUGCCCGUGCCCGGCGUGGUCUGCGAGGACGGCUGCAGCGGCGACACGUGCCCCACGUGUGACGACUCCACAAAGGCGGCCAUAGAGGGAAAAUGUGCCAUCAUCACCAACCCCGAGGGCCCCUUUUCCGCCUGUCACGGCGUGAUCGAGCCUGCGUCCUACUACAGAGACUGCGUCUACGACGUGUGCUUGGCCAAAGACGAGCAGAGGGUGCUGUGUCAGAGCGUUUCUGCCUAUAUGCUGGACUGCCAGAACUUCGGAGCAGUCAUUCAGAACUGGAGAACUCCAUCUUUCUGCCCUUUGAAAUGCGGCGCCAACAGCCAUUACGAAGUCUGCGCCCGUCCGUGCUCCGCUUCGUGUCCUGGGCUCCUGGAGGUCAUGACCUGCCCCACAGCCUGCGUGGAGGGCUGCGUCUGCGACAGCAGCUACAGCUACAACGGAACCGGCUGCGUUCCCACCGACCAGUGCAGCUGCUACUACAAAGGCCAGACUCUAGAGGUGGGACAGUCCGUUAUCACAGACGACUGCCGCAGCGUUCACACCUGCCAGGCCUCCGGCGUGGUCCUGUCUAAGAACAUGUCGUGUGACCCCAAUGAGCGCUGCCAGGUGAAGAACGGCAAGCUGGGCUGCUUCCUCCAGCAGUGCACCGUAGGCCAGAACGCCACCGUGACCGCCUUCAAUGGGGAGACUGGUGCUGUAAAGAAAGCAGGAACCUAUGAGAUCGUCCAGAACUGUGACCAGUCCGCCACGACCGACUGGUUCCGGGUGGUGGUGAAGUUUGACACGUGCACUCCUGGUGUGAACUCCUUCAUGGCUAUGUAUGUGUUCUUCACCGACGUCAUGAUUAUAGUCAACAAUAAACACGACGUCUGGAUAAAUGGAAAAGCGAUGACGCAGAGCACUUUCUCCCUGAACGACGUGAAGGUGCUGCGUUCCAACAACACCGUGACCAUCUCCAAUCCUUCCAGCCUGCAGCUGACCUUCACUCCCUCUGAUCAGCUUGUCAUUAGCGUCAGCGAUAAAGCUGCUGACAUGGUGUGUGGGGCGUGUGGGAAGCUGCAGCCUGUUGACUCCACUCUGCGGGCUCUGAGACAGAGCCUGCUCAAGUCUCUGCAGGCUCCCAGCACCGUCUUUGCAUCGCUGAACAUUGAGCAGUGGACAGCUCCUGAUUUCCCCCAGUGCGGUUCCUAGAUCCCAGUCCUGACAGUUCAUCAUCCUCAUCCUCAUCCUUCAGGCUAAUUAAUCUCACAGCUAUUUAUUUAAAAGGUCCUACAUCCAUGGAAAUCCCAUUAAAACUAAAGAAAAACCCGGGUGUACAAUAAAUGCAUAUAGAUAUGUCUAAACAUGUAUGUCACUAUGUAUAAGCUACAAAUGUCAAUUAUAUAAAAUUGUAAUAAAAACCAACACAAAGGACAAAUAUUACUAAUGUGUUAAUUUUCUUAAUCUUUGUAUUUAAGCUGUUGUUCCACCUCGUAUGAGGUGUUUGAUCUUGUAUUUUGUGUUUGUGGCCUGUGUUCUUUGUAGUUAGCUGCUUAAACUUUACUUUUCCUUUCUGUUGUGUUUAGCACUAGACAAUGCCUGAAGAACCUCAGCUGCUUUUGAUGUAGUAUUACCUGUUUCAACCUUCUGCUGGAAUCACCCUAUCUCUGAGAUCUGUUGAAUUUGUUUGUUUUAUCUAUAUUAAAAUUACUUAUGUUG